Danio aesculapii is the source of this 6861-nucleotide messenger RNA. Its product is annotated as tyrosine-protein kinase receptor UFO. The record is from RefSeq and is a predicted model, not a curated record. The transcript has 20 exons. The coding region runs from base 412 to 3174 and encodes 920 amino acids. Gene Ontology annotation, biological process: cell migration; phagocytosis; negative regulation of apoptotic process. Gene Ontology annotation, cellular component: signaling receptor complex. Gene Ontology annotation, molecular function: protein binding; transmembrane receptor protein tyrosine kinase activity; ATP binding. NCBI's taxonomy places the organism in Eukaryota, Metazoa, Chordata, Actinopteri, Cypriniformes, Danionidae.
GAGGAGGAUGGACUGCAGGAAUGUGAGUGUGUGUUUGUGUGUGUGAAGGGGAAGAAAGCAGUCCUGAUGGGACAGAGCCGUUUUGGAGGCAAAAGGAAACUCUGACACACAAAUCCGCGCCGCGUUUCCAAAAAUAACACACACCCUGGCUGGAAAACCGAGCCGAAGCGCAUUUGUGCUCGCGUUUGCUCUCCGACAGCCCAAACUCACUUUCAGGAGGACUAAAAGUUUUUGAGCUGGGGAAAGAAGCGCUACAGAGAGUGUCUGGACGCGGACUCCCACAGAUGCGGGACUGAGGACUUACAGAGGGGGUUUCUUCUGCUUCUUAACUGUUUCUGAACGAACUUUAUCACCGAGGAGGGGCUGAUCUGGCAGCACAGUCUGAGCUCUCACGGGCUGUGGAGAUAUGCGAUGAUUAUGAAGAAGAUGAUGAUGAAGAUGCAGAGCCACGGUGGCCCCGCGCCUCUGAGCGGCUGCUGUGCCCGCUGGAGAGUGCGCUGCUCCGGGCUCUGCGCGCUGCUGAUCGCCGCCGUUCUGCGCUGCUGCUCCGCGGACUCGGAUCUGCGUUUUGUGGAGAGUCCGGGUAACGUGACCUCGUCUCUGGGGAAGCCGGUGUCUCUGCAGUGUGUCCUGCAGGUGUUCGGGCUGGAUGAGGAGCCGCUGGACCUGCUGUGGUUGCGGGACGGCCGGACACUGGAGUUCGCCGACACCAACCAGAUUCAGAUGCUGGAAGAGGACUACAGCUGGACCGUCAUCAGCAAACUCACCAUCGAGGAGGUGCAACUCUUGGACAUGGGUGCCUAUAAGUGUGCGCAUUACUCGGGUCAAGAUGUGACCUAUUCUGCUGAGGGAUAUAUCCAACUAGAAGGUCUUCCUCAUUUCUCCGUGGAGCCUCAGCAUCGGUCUGUGGUGGCGAAUGAGGCGCUGAGUCUGCGAUGUGAGGCUCACGGUCCCCCAGAGCCGGUACGGGUCAUCUGGCUGCAGGACGGGGCUCCGCUGAAUGAACUGGACGACCCCAUGGCCCUGUCGCCCUCCACACUCAACAUCUCAGGUCUGAAUAAAACCAGCUCGUUCUCCUGUGAGGCGCACAAUCGUAAAGGUGUGGCGUCGUCUGGCACAGGUGUGGUGACGGUUCUUCCUUCUCCACCCAGCGGCAUUACAGCUGACGAGACCUCCAACUCCAGCAUCCAUCUGUCCUGGCACUCCGGCUUUGGAGGAGUCUAUCCCAUCAGCAACUGCUCCGUUCAGGUGCAGGACUCCUCUGGAACACUGGUCCAGGAUCAGCAGGUCAGCGGUGUGGUCAGUGUGUGUGUGAUCUCAGACCUGCAGGCCUUCAGUCAGUAUGAGGUGCGGCUGCAGUGCAGGAGCAGUCAGGGGCCGUCCGGCUGGAGCCAGUGGAGGCCCGUCAGCACUGCUGAAGGAGUUCCAGAUUCUGCUCCAGAGAAUGUGACAGCUGUGCUGAACGGGACAGAAGUGAUCUUGAGGUGGUCUGAGGUGUCUGGAAGGAUCAACGGCCGGCUGCAGGGCUACAUGCUGGAGUACAGCACUCCCAAUGAGGAGCAGGUGGUGCUGGACGUGGGUUUGGACAUGGAGCAGAGUGUGAAUCUGUCAGAGCCGCUGUCCAACAUUUCCUUCAGAGUGUGUGCGUACACUGGAGCGGGGUCCGGGCCCUGGACGGCCCAACACACACUCACACUCGUCCCCACAAAAACAGGACAUUACAGAGGUUCCCCCACUCCUGCAGUGUUCUCCUGGCACUGGUGGUAUGUGGUGAUGGCGGUGGCUGUGGCGGUGGCUUUGGCGGUGCUGCUGGCUGUCUAUGGGACCAGGUUGCGGCGCAAGGAGACACGAUUCGGUGAGGCAUUUGAGCCCAUGAUGGAGAGUGGAGAGCUGGUGGUUCGAUAUCGAGCUCGACGCACAUACAGCCGCCGCACCACUGAAGCCACAUUGAACUCUCUGGGCAUCAGUGAUGAACUGAAGCAGAAGCUGCAGGACGUGAUGGUGGACAGACACAGACUGACCCUGGGAAAAACACUGGGAGAGGGUGAGUUUGGCUCUGUGAUGGAGGGUUCGCUCUCUCAGGAGGACUCAGUGCUGAAGGUGGCAGUGAAGACCAUGAAAAUCGCCAUCUGCACCCGCACAGAGAUGGAGGAUUUCCUCCGAGAAGCAGCCUGUAUGAAGGAGUUUGACCACCAGAACGUCAUGAGGCUCCUGGGUGUGUGUCUGCAGACGGUGGAGAGUGAAGGCUACCCGUCUCCAGUGGUCAUCCUGCCCUACAUGAAGCAUGGAGAUCUGCACAGUUACCUGCUCUACUCCAGACUGGGAGACUCUCCAGUGUAUCUGCCCGCUCAGAUGCUGGUGAAGUUCAUGACAGACAUCGCCCGAGGAAUGGAGUACCUGUGUGGGAAAAAUUUCAUCCACAGAGACCUGGCAGCACGAAACUGCAUGCUGAAUGAGAACAUGAAUGUGUGUGUGGCUGACUUCGGUCUCUCCAAGAAGAUCUACAAUGGAGAUUACUACAGACAGGGCCGCAUCUCCAAGAUGCCCGUCAAGUGGAUCGCCAUCGAGAGUCUGGCCGACCGAGUGUACACUACUAAGAGUGACGUGUGGUCUUUUGGAGUCACCAUGUGGGAAAUCGCCACGCGAGGCCAGACGCCGUACCCCGGGGUGGAGAACAGCGAGAUCUAUGAUUACCUACGGCAGGGGAACCGUCUCAAACAGCCUCCAGACUGCCUGGACAUCAUAUACUCCAUGAUGUUCUCCUGCUGGCUGCUGAGCCCUAAAGACCGGCCUAGCUUUGAGAUGCUGCGCUGUGAGCUGGAGAAGGUUCUGGAAGAUCUGCCGAGUCAGGACCCUGAGGAGAUCCUGUAUGUGAACAUGGAUGAGAGCAGCGGGGAGCUGGGGGCCACUGGGGGCCCGCCGUGUGUUCUGGGGGCCCUGAAGGGCACGGUGGCCACAGUGGAGGUGCACCCACCCAGCCGAUACGUGCUCUGCCCACAGCUGGAGAACCAGCGGCUGCUCAGCGCACACUCCACCGACAGUCUGGAGCUCCCCGGCCUCGGGGCUGACCCUGACCCUGAGCUUGAGCCCCAGCCCUCAUCCUGUUCCACACCCCUGCCAGAGACCCAGAGCCCUGAGCCGGAGCCCCACAGCAGGAGAGCGGCCUGGCACUGAGGGAGACCCUGACCCCUGCACACACACUGCUCUCCUUCUCCAUAUAUCAGUCCAGAAACAUGUUUCCAGGAGGAGUUUGAUCCAUCUCACAGUCAGCCUCAGGGCAUGGACACACCAGCUGUGCUGUCAGCCACAUCUCUGGACCAAAACGUUGCACAUGAACACACCAAACAGACAGCGGCGACUGAGAGUGUGUGUUCUGCGUCUGUGUGAGGGAUGUGUGUUUUCACACCAGCAGGGGGCAGUGUGUGUUUCUCAUCCACAAAGGGAAAUGCUUAAACAAAGCAGCGCUCAGCUCCAUUAUCACAGUACUCGUCAGUCACUGUGGAGGGAGUCACUCCUGCCAAUAUGUCUGAAAAUGUUUGAGAAUGCAGCACAACUACAGCCGGCUUCUUUGCUUUCCUUAUGGACUUGUUUACUUUGGUACGUCACUUUAGUAUUUGUUAAGCUCUGCUGUUAACCUGACGAGAGCACGAAUACACUAGCCGGAUCCUCGCUCAGCUCUCUCCAUUAAACUGUAGGGAAGACAUGAACAAUAGCCCAGUCUGUACAGCUUGUGGAGGAGAUGACUGCUCUGAACUCCCAGAGGGAUUGAGCUAAUGAAAGGGAAUGCAGACUCUAGAGACUGAGGCUGGACGUGGGCUUUUUGUUGAGCUGUGCGACUGAAGGCUGAUUUAUACUGGUGUGUUGAGUGCACGCUGUAGCCGAUGUUAGCUGGUGUUAGCACUUCUACUUCUGUGUUCUGCCUGUGUUGACUCAUCAGGAACACUAGGAGGCAGUGGGGUUUCUGUGCUCCUCUGGGUCUCUGUGCUGGUGUUUUAAGCUUGUCUUGGAAACGCGUGUGAUGCUACUGUAACCGCCUGUUCUCACCACCAGCGCUUCAAAGUAGCUUGAAGAUCUGGCAAAAGCACAUCAUGGACAGUGUGAGCGUUACAGAGAUUUAUGGUACUAGUCCACAGCUGAGAGACGUCCAGAGAACGCAGUGUGAUAAACGUUGGUUCGGACCACAUCAGGUCCAAGCAAACCAAUUCUCAGAGGUUGAUUAUUGCCAUGCGGGUUACUCUCGUAGUUCGUAAUGUAGGAUGCGCAUAAAUUAACAUUAAUGUGAAGACUAAAAUAAUGUCUUCCUAAACAGCGUGUUGAUAUUAGACUAGCACUAGCUUUUCAUUGGUUUAUUUGAACAUGUUUGAUCGCCAUCACUUAAAAUUCUGGAUGCAUCUGGCAGAAAACCCACACUGAUAAUGCUUUAUCAUAAUCAAUAUUUCAUUAAAUCAUAUGAGAUAAUGUUACGAGACUUUAAAUCUUUAAACUGACUUUCAAAACAUAAAAGAACCACAUUUUGUAGGCGGUCAAUUUUACUGACAGUGAAGGAGUCGAGAGGCGCCAUUUUACCAGCGUUGCUAUGACAACACAGUUGCGAUAUUGCUAACGGCAUGCACAAGUAUACUACAUAGAAAUAUCCUGUCAGUGCACAAGCUAGCUGACAGUGUGCUCUGCUGCUCUUAUGCUUUGUUCACAGCAGAAAUAAGCCACCCUUGCGCAGCACAAGUCAUUGAAUGCAUGGGUUUCAUAGCGCAGUGCUUUCCCUGUCCAGUGUGAGCGUGAAACCAGCGCUCUGAACACUGCUGAGCAACAUAGCCCCUAUAUGGAUCACAUUUUUGGCUGUUUCCCUUUUGAUUCCACUAGUAUUACAUGUCUUGAGAGGUGUGUAAUGGAUAUAAGCGUUAAGUGAGUAAUUGAAGGCUACAUCAGAUCUACCGCGUGCACUCAGUGUAUACCUUUCAUAAAAGUAUAGAUUGGCCUUAAAGAGCACUUAUUAUGCAGAACUGACUUUUAUAUGGUGUUUAACCCCAGUAGUGUGUGUGUGUGUGUGUGUGUGUGUGUGUGUGUGUGUGUGUGUCUCCAGCAGCCUCUAAUGAUGAUCAUGAAUGAAUUGUGUUUGUUCUAAUCAGACUUGACCCAAACAGUCUGCAGAAACACUUUGAUUGACAUUCUCCCUUUGUACGUGUCAUCAGAGGGGGAAAGCCCCGCCCACUAGUGCCCAUCUCUCCCUCAUUAGCAUAAACAGCAGCCCUGAGUGAGAAGCAGCCGCUUGUCCCGUCAGAUAUUUGGCAUGCUGAAUAUCUGGAGCUGUCUGUGAUUCAAAUCCUGCCGUGUGAAAUGAGUUCUGAUUGAAAGUAGCAUCAGCGAUCGCCUACAGCCUACAGUGGGAGGAUGGGGGAGGAGUUAAAGGGGCUUAUUUAUGGUCUAUUUGGACCCAAAAAAUGGAGCAGUCUAACCCUUCAGUGCCUUUACCAGGAUUCCACUGCAUUACAUAGAUCUGCUCAAGAGAUGUGCGCAGAGCACUGCCACUACACACACACACACACACACACAGUGUCCUGAGCAGUGCCUUGAUCCAAAGAAACACGCAGGACAAGUGUGCGCAAGGUCUGAUACGAUGAACCAAACCCUCAGAUAUCAACUCAUUCAGAGAGAGAGAGAGAGAGAGAAUGUGUGUGUGCGUGUGUGUGUGUGUGUGUAUGUGUGUGACCCUCAGUCUGUCCAGCAAUGCAGUUUCAGUAUGUAUAUACAAACACACACACAAAUGCACACGCACAUAUGCACACACGUAUGCACACACAUGCACCAACACACACACACACACACACACACACGCACACAGGCCUGCCCCUAACUCCAGCACAGUGUUCUCCUUCAUGUCUGUGUUUUGUACUUUAUUGGAUGUUUUGCACUAGUGUUCUGUCAGUUUUAUUGUUUGUGUUUCUCUGUUAGUGUGUGUUAGAUCUGACAUGGGCUGUUAGAUGAUGUACGAUUACAUUUACACUAAUAUUAUCAUGGUACGGUGAUAUUGAUGAAGACUCUUCAAGAUACAGAUGAGCUUUAGCUGACAGCAGGUGUAGUGGAGGUGUUUGAUAUGCUGAGGUGGUCUAAUCAGCAUCUGAUCUGUUAGUAGGUGAAGUAAAUGAUUGGACUGCAGACAUGUCUUUCACACUCAGCUUUUGUCUUGAUUCUUGUCAAAUUCUCUAAUCAUCUUUAACUCAAGCUCCACUGUCCUGUCAAGUAAACGUGUCUUUAUAAAUAAUGAGUUGAAAUGAAGAGUUUUUACUCAAAACAAGCACAAUAAUCUGGUGUUGAACAGAUAACUCGGCUCUUUCAAUGUAAAACUCGAGUAUUCUUAUAUUUAACUCAGUAUUACUGAACACAACACAAGCUGUUUGACUUGUCUGGAAAUGCUUCUUGACUUAAGAAUGUUCAGACAUUUGGACUAGAGACAAGGCAAAGCUUUUUCUUCCUCGUGUUGCAGUGAAUGACAGGGUGAUAUCGGGUUCAGCCUGCUCAUUCAGACUGCUCAUGUAACGUGGUACUGACUGAGGUACUUUAACACACUUUACACCUCACUGAGCCACAGUGAACUCAGUGCUGAAGAUACUGUGUAGAUGAUCUCUACUGAGUGUGGAAAACUGAGGACCAUCAUCAUCAUUACAGCAACUCUUCUAAUCUGGUUGUGGCAUGUUCAAAGUCAAAAGUGUAAAGAGUGCCUUUCCAAGCCAGUGUUUUGCCUUAAACGGCUGUUUAUGGUGCACAAAUCGGUAGCUUUAGGUCUGGAUGUCUAAUAUUGUCUGAAUAAUGUCUGUCAUUUUUCUGAUUUUGAUACCCUUUAUAAUAAAAUAAAUACUACCUGCA